Molecule: messenger RNA, 1856 nt
Organism: Odobenus rosmarus divergens (Pacific walrus)
Lineage: Eukaryota; Metazoa; Chordata; Mammalia; Carnivora; Odobenidae
Gene: KPNA5
Product: karyopherin alpha 5 (importin alpha 6)
Exons: 14
Coding region: 169-1788 (539 amino acids)
Biological process (GO): NLS-bearing protein import into nucleus
Cellular component (GO): nucleus; cytoplasm; nucleoplasm
Molecular function (GO): protein binding; nuclear import signal receptor activity
Source: RefSeq, a predicted model, not a curated record
GAGCCGAGCCUCGGGGUCUCGGGGAAGGGGCGCAGGUAGCCGCCAUCUUGAGUUGCGAACCUUGUCGUUACGCUCAACGCUAGGGGCGGAGUGGCGACCCCACUGUUACCUGCAGCGGACGCCGCAACCGGGAGCCGGGAAGUUAAGACACCGGGUAUUGCCACAUUAAUGGAUGCCAUGGCUAGUCCAGGGAAAGAUAACUAUAGAAUGAAAAGUUACAAGAAUAAAGCCCUAAAUCCCCAAGAGAUGCGUAGACGAAGAGAAGAAGAAGGAAUACAGCUUCGAAAACAAAAAAGGGAAGAGCAGUUGUUCAAACGCAGAAAUGUCUCUUUGCCCAGAAAUGAUGAAUCUAUGCUAGAAAGUCCUAUCCAGGAUCCGGAUAUCAGUUCCACUGUGCCCAUUCCGGAGGAAGAAGUUAUCACCACAGAUAUGGUUCAGAUGAUUUUUUCUAACAAUGCUGAUCAGCAGCUAACAGCAACACAGAAAUUUAGAAAGCUGCUUUCUAAAGAACCUAAUCCACCAAUUGAUCAGGUUAUCCAGAAACCAGGAGUUGUACAGAGAUUUGUGAAAUUUCUUGAAAGAAAUGAAAAUUGUACUUUACAGUUUGAAGCUGCAUGGGCAUUAACUAAUAUAGCAUCUGGAACUUUUCUGCAUACCAAGGUAGUGAUUGAAACUGGGGCUGUUCCAAUUUUUAUCAAACUUCUUAAUUCAGAGCAUGAAGAUGUGCAAGAGCAGGCUGUUUGGGCACUUGGUAAUAUUGCUGGUGACAAUGCAGAAUGCAGAGAUUUUGUUUUGAAUUGUGAAAUACUUCCACCUCUUUUAGAGUUAUUAACAAAUUCAAACAGACUUACAACAACCAGAAAUGCUGUAUGGGCUCUCUCAAAUUUAUGUAGAGGCAAAAACCCUCCUCCAAACUUUAGUAAGGUUUCACCUUGCUUAAAUGUCUUGUCACGAUUGUUGUUUAGCAGUGACCCAGAUGUAUUAGCAGAUGUGUGCUGGGCCCUUUCUUAUCUUUCUGAUGGACCCAAUGAUAAAAUUCAAGCAGUCAUUGAUUCUGGAGUCUGUCGAAGAUUGGUGGAACUUUUGAUGCACAAUGAUUAUAAAGUUGUAUCACCUGCAUUAAGAGCAGUUGGUAAUAUUGUGACUGGUGAUGAUAUUCAAACACAGGUAAUUUUGAAUUGCUCUGCAUUACCAUGUCUCUUACACUUACUGAGUAGCCCAAAGGAAUCAAUCAGAAAAGAAGCCUGCUGGACUGUUUCUAACAUCACUGCUGGAAAUAGAGCUCAGAUUCAGGCUGUUAUAGAUGCAAAUAUUUUUCCUGUUUUGAUUGAGAUUCUUCAGAAAGCAGAGUUUCGCACCAGGAAAGAAGCAGCUUGGGCUAUAACUAAUGCAACAUCAGGAGGUACUCCAGAACAAAUAAGGUAUUUGGUAGCCUUAGGUUGCAUUAAACCACUUUGUGACCUAUUGACUGUUAUGGACUCUAAAAUAGUCCAAGUGGCUUUAAAUGGACUUGAAAAUAUUUUACGUCUUGGAGAACAAGAAUCUAAGCAGAAUGGAAUAGGCAUUAAUCCAUACUGUGCUCUCAUUGAAGAAGCAUAUGGUCUGGAUAAAAUUGAAUUUCUGCAAAGCCAUGAAAAUCAGGAAAUUUAUCAAAAGGCUUUUGAUCUGAUUGAACAUUACUUUGGUGUAGAGGAAGAUGACCCCAGCAUUGUACCUCAGGUGGAUGAAAGUCAGCAACAGUUCGUGUUUCAGCAGCAGGAAGCACCAAUGGAAGGGUUUCAACUUUAACUUGGUGGGGGAAAAAUUAAUGGCUACAAAGGAUAGUUUCAGAGAUAUCUUCUUUGUUACAAUGUCAG